UUGCUAUUAAUCGUGGAAGACAUCCAUGGACUACUAUAUAUGAUUGCGACUUGGAUGAAUUCUAUAAUAUUGUAUUCGCUUGGUCAGAAGGCGUUUUGCUUGAUUCAAAUGGAAAAGCAACUGUAA
Anisakis simplex (herring worm) is the source of this 126-nucleotide messenger RNA. The record is from the annotation of a GenBank genome assembly. NCBI's taxonomy places the organism in Eukaryota, Metazoa, Nematoda, Chromadorea, Rhabditida, Anisakidae.